Molecule: messenger RNA, 2522 nt
Organism: Acanthoscelides obtectus
Lineage: Eukaryota; Metazoa; Arthropoda; Insecta; Coleoptera; Chrysomelidae
Source: the annotation of a GenBank genome assembly
CACCGACAAGUGCUUUUAAGUGCUAUCAAUAGGUGGCAGCGGGUAGCUAUCGACAGCGAAGACAGUAAUCACGUGAAUCUUUUUUAACGAUCAGCUGUCUGCUGGGGAGUGGUUGUGUUCUUGAGGGGUGCUUUUAGGAAAUUAUUCUUCUUUCUUAGAAGUGAGUCACAUUCCCACAGGACAGACAGCGGAAGUGGACACUCUGUCAGGUCAUCCAUUGAACACGAAGAGAUGACUGAGUACUGGUUAAUAUCAGCACCUGGUGAUAAGACGUGCCAACAAACAUGGGAGACCAUGAAUGAUUUGACAAGUAAACAGAACAACUUGUCUACAAAUUUUAAGUUCCAGAUUCCAGAUUUGAAGGUUGGUACCCUCGACCAAUUGGUAGGUCUCUCUGAUGAUCUGGGCAAGUUGGAUGGUUUUGUAGAGCAGGUUACGCGCAAGGUAGCGCAAUACCUGGGCGAGGUCCUCGAGGACCAGAGGGAUAAGCUUCACGAAAAUCUGAUGGCUAACAAUAAUGACAUUGAAUCGGUAGACAACAAAAAACGCGAGCACCGACGACGCCGCGCAAAAAGCAGGGCGGUUCCGAACGGUCGGCACCACCGCGGCCAUUACCUGGAAGAGGGCAGCACCAGCUGUCCAGCAUCCCCCGUUGAGCGAACGCAAGAAACAAACGCUAGCGCGGUAUCCAUGUCCGCACCACUGAUGCACGGCCUGUGUCUGUUCGGGUGUGCGUGCGACGGCUGUAUGGUCAUGGACGUCGACCCUGGAGGAGGUGGGGGGCACGCGCUGGAUCUGGAAACCACCACUGGCGGCAGCGAGGAAGACGACGGCUCCCCGACUCGAACCGACCUGGUGCUCGGGCCAGCCGAUUUACCGACUUACUUGACGCGGUUCCAGUGGGAUAUUGCCAAGUACCCUAUUAAGCAAUCCCUACGUAAUAUUGCUGAUAUAAUCAGCAAACAAGUGGGGCAAAUAGACGCUGAUUUGAAGACCAAGUCUUCUGCUUACAAUAACCUCAAAGGAAGUUUGCAGAGCUUGGAAAAGAAGCAGACGGGAAGCUUAUUGACUCGUAAUUUGGCUGAUCUUGUGAAAAAAGACCAUUUUAUUCUUGAUUCAGAAUAUCUACAAACUUUGUUGGUGAUCGUCCCUAGAUCUCAGUUCAACGAGUGGAAUGCAACAUAUGAGAAAAUAACCGACAUGAUAGUGCCUCGCUCCUCUCAACUGAUCACACAAGACAAUGAGUACGGCCUGUUCACCGUCACUUUGUUCAAAAAGGUCGUGGAAGAGUUCAAGUUACAUGCCAGGGAAAAGAAGUUCAUCGUAAGGGAUUUCGUAUAUAAUGAGGAAGAAUUGGCCGCUGGCAAGAACGAGAUCACUAAGCUGGUUACUGAUAAGAAGAAGCAAUUUGGACCCCUUGUAAGAUGGUUGAAAGUCAACUUCAGUGAAUGUUUCUGUGCUUGGAUCCACGUUAAAGCACUGCGAGUCUUUGUAGAAUCAGUGUUAAGAUACGGACUUCCUGUCAAUUUCCAAGCAAUACUGCUCCAUCCGAACAAGAAAUACAUCAAGCGUCUGAGGGACGUCUUGAACCAGCUUUAUGGUCAUCUGGACAGUAGUGCAGCUUUAUCAGGUUCAAAUCUUGAUAACGUGGACAUUCCUGGACUAGGAUUCGGCCAAUCAGAAUACUUCCCUUAUGUCUAUUACAAAAUUAACGUGGACAUGAUAGAGAAAGUUUAAAGAUCCCCAAAAUGUUAUAUAUUCCACUUUUAGUUUUUAACUUUAAGCACAAGCUCGUUCCAUUAUGAUGUAUGUUGAAAUUUUAUUUGCAAUUUAUUUAAAAGUAUUAUACUUGUUACAAAAUAGUAUUACAUUUAGAAACAUUCUUUGGAAUGUUAAUUCCUCUCAAAAGUUUGAAUGUGUAUAUACAUGUUAUUUUUACAUUUAGUGUACAGUAGGCUUCACAUUGUUGACAUUUUGACAAUACAUAUAUGAAAAAAGGUAAUUAUAUUUUGCAAUAAUACUGUACCAUGUUUACUUUCGGUAAUCUGUUUGAAACAGUAUUCUUUUAUUGUAAAUAUAUGGAGAUGUAUAUAGAAGUGCAUUAAAGAACUAUUCAAUGAAUUCUUUUUUCCUGAAAUAGCUUCAUGUCAUCCUAAACAGGCUACUCUUCAUCAAGUGUGUCAAGUGAAAUUUCUAUUUCACUCAAGUGUUACUAAAUUGUUGCUAUUAGUAAUUGAUAAAAUUAGUAAGGACAUCAACUCGGCCACUUCCGACCAAAAAGCGUCGAAGGUUAGAACAAUCUGUGCCCACGACACAUUUUUUGGAAAUAUUGUGUACUAUUGGGGUGAAAAUGUUCAAAGUCUUAGCGAAUUUCGGAUCAGUUAAGGGUCAAGUGCUAUGUAAGCAGAAUUUUUUACAAUUAUUAACCUCCCUCCCCAUUGUCAGCAAAUCUCUCAUCCCCCUCCCAUGCUUAUACAGGGUGACUUCGAAGUUGAGUCAUUUAUUUUAACAGUGAGUAGAUC